Molecule: messenger RNA, 4085 nt
Organism: Micropterus salmoides (largemouth bass)
Lineage: Eukaryota; Metazoa; Chordata; Actinopteri; Centrarchiformes; Centrarchidae
Product: transcription initiation factor TFIID subunit 4
Exons: 14
Coding region: 20-3100 (1026 amino acids)
Biological process (GO): DNA-templated transcription; transcription initiation at RNA polymerase II promoter
Cellular component (GO): transcription factor TFIID complex
Molecular function (GO): RNA polymerase II general transcription initiation factor activity; protein heterodimerization activity; DNA binding
Source: RefSeq, a predicted model, not a curated record
CAGCUAUCUGUGAUCAGAGAUGGCGGGCGCCUCCGACCCCCUGGAAGAUAUGCUCUUUUCAGAGGUGGAUGAAAAAGCUGUGAGCGACCUAGUGGGCUCAUUGGAGUCACAGCUUGCUGGCCAAAGCAAUCCGGCUGGUAAAACAGACGAAAACGGAGGCGCUGGCACAGUGGCCCCCGCUAACCAUCACUUAGGAAAAACGCUACCAGCUCCACUGGACACCACAACACUAGAACAACAACAACAAGGACGGCGUAAUAAACCUGAGAUGCGCCAGGAGAUCAACUCUAAAGACAUCAGCCCGGAUAAAACUGUCAAACCUCCGUCUCCGGGCUGCACCCCUUCUUUUGGCGAGCCGUCCGCCACUUCGGCUGCCGGUGUGAACGCCACCUCCAGCGGUUCGCAAUCACAUGGAGCAUCCAUCACAACACUGACUGCAUCUGGGCUGUCAACUUUGGCAUCUCCGCCUGCCAGCAUCAGCACCGCAUCCAGUCGGGACUCUAAGGUUACCCCGGGCACAGGUGAGACGUCGACGGAAGCUAACCCGCCGAGAAAACGCAUGAGCACACCGCGGAGGAGCGCUUCGGCUCGGAUAAAGAGUUUGAACGGUGCAGCUGUGACGACGAGAAGGAGCAGCACCACCGCGGUGGCUGAAAACGUUAGCUCUGUGGAAACCGGUGCAACUAACGUUACACCAAACUCUACUCGGCCGGGGACAUCCUCUAUCAACACUUCGACUUUCACCUUAUCUAACGCUAGCCUCCCUGUAGGUCAGUCUGCUAUUGCACUCGACCGGGGGACUCCUACCAUUGCUUUACAUAGACUCCCCAAUCAUAUUGUAGCGAGCAUAUCCCAGAACGGGAACGGGACCAGUGUUUCGGCCUUGGCCCAGCAGGGCGCUCGCAUAGGACCCAUCCCCUCUUCAGCUUUACAGGGGAACCACAGCAAAACGGUCACAGACACUGGGGCUUCCAAAACAGACGAUUGUCAGUCCAAAAUUGUAAUGUCAAGCCAGUCUGGUGGUGUCAAUUCUGUAAUAAACACUGUUUCCCCAACGCCUUCUGUUGUUACACCAACAACAACCACAGCAGCAGCUACAACAACCACAACAGUAACCCAGCCUCUGAGCUCGGCCACCACUGCGGCUUGUGUUACAGGGGUGGCAACAGGUUCUGUGUGUGGAGCUGGUCAAACAACAUCAGUGACUACCACUAUUAGCGUGGUCAGGCCCACAGCCCCGUCUCCAACACCUGCUGUGGCCACCACUGCCCAGUCUCAACCCCGUCCUGGACUUACAGCACCUCAAAGGAUCGUAGCCCCCCAGCUGAUUGUCAGACCACCUCAACAGCAGACGACCAUUCAGCUGCCCCCUGGGUUUACCAUUCCACCUGGCAUGGUGUUGGUACGCACGGAGUUGGGCCAGCUAGUGAUGGUUCCUCAGCAGGCUUUGGCUCAAGCUCAGGCUCAAGCUCAGGCCCAGGCCCAGAAUAACAUCUCUCCACGACCUGCCACCCCUACGACAGGAGCAUCCUUCAGAGUAACAACUCCACAGAAGGGCCCCGUGGCACCGGCCGUGGCUGUGACGGCUCCGCAGCAGACCCCCGUGGUUAUGGCCCCCCAGGCCCCGGCCCAGCCUGCCUCCCAGCCAGUGCAGCCUCCGCAGACGGCCAUCGCCCCGGCCCCCGGAGCUCCUGUCGUGUCCCAGGAGAUGCAAGAGAAUGUCAAGAAGUGUAAGAAUUUCCUGGCUACACUUAUCAAACUGGCGUCUCACAAUUCUCCGUCCCCUGAGACCUCCAAGAACGUCAAGGCUCUUGUUCAGGACCUGCUGGAUGCCAAGAUUGAACCGGAGGAGUUCACCAGCCGGCUGCAGACUGAGCUCAAGUCGUCUCCUCAGCCUUACCUGGUGCCCUUUCUUAAGAAGAGCCUCCCGGCCCUGAGGCUGUCUUUGCUGAAUAGUCAGCAGUCCCUGAUCCAGCCCCCGCAGCAGGGAGUCAAACCAGCGCCCGGCGGCACGCCUCCUGCCAUCGUGGCUGGGCCAGCUGUCCGCAUACGGCACCCUAACAGCGUCAGCACCACAACGGGUGCCAGUGCUCUCCCCGCUGGGACGCUUGGGCAUGCAGCUGUCAUGGGUAUCAAGACAGCAGGCGCUGUCGGUGGCCAGGUCCGGAUGCCCGUGGUGAUCACACAGUCUGUCAGAGCGCAAGGCACAAUGGGGAAGGGAGCCAUCAUCCAAGCAGGCAAAAGUCCCGUGGGCUUGGCUGUUCAGAUCUCUGGGAAUCAGAAAAACAAGCUCAACGACCCCGGAGGAGGUUCUUUCAGGGAUGACGAUGACAUCAAUGAUGUAGCCUCAAUGGCCGGGGUGAACCUGAAUGAGGAGAGCGCAAGAAUACUCGCCACCAAUUCUGAACUAGUGGGAACACAGAUCCGCUCAUGUAAAGACGAGGCCUUUCUCCAUCCAGGACUGCUCCAUCGACGUAUUCUGGAAACAGCAAAGAAGUUUGGAGUCACGGAGGUCCCUAUGGAGGCGGUGACAUUCAUCUCACACGCCACGCAGUCACGACUCCGUACUGUGGUAGAAAAGGUUUCUACUAUCGCACAGCACCGACUGGACUCCUGUAAGGAUGAUGAGUGCUAUGAGCAGUCUGCAGACGUUCGCUCUCAGCUCCGCUUCUUCGAGCAGCUGGAGAGAAUCGAGAAGCAGAGGAAGGACGAGCAGGAGAGAGAGAUCCUGUUGAAAGCCGCUAAAAGUCGCUCCAGGCAAGAGGACCCAGAGCAAGCUCGACUGAAACAGAAAGCUAAGGAGAUGCAGCAACAGGAACUGGCCCAGAUGAGGCAGCGAGACGCCAACCUCACAGCACUAGCCGCAAUUGGACCCCGUAAAAAACGUAAAGUGGAUUCACCAGGGGCCACCCCAUCAGGGACAGAGGUUUCAGGCAGCACGGCGGGUUCCUUGGCCAGCUCCUCCACCCCAUCCACGUCAUCGCGCCAGUACACACGGCAACGCAUCACUCGCGUCAACCUCAGGGACUUAAUUUUCUACAUGGAGCAGGAGAGAGAGACCGCCCACUCCCUCCUCCUUUACCGUGCCCUGCUGAAGUAGCCCGUGCUCUGCUCAGCACCCACCUCCUCCUCCUCCUCCUCCUCCUCUUCCUCCUCCUUCCCAGCCACGUGCCUUCAGAUCAGGUCUAAUGUUUCAACUCUGUGUCUCCAUAUGUACUGUAGUGACGUUUGAUGUAGCUUUUAAUAGGAAGAGAGACUGAGAGAGACAAAAAAACGUACAAAAAUAAGACUGUUGUUCCGUGUCUUCUCCGUUUAGAUUCACUGUGUGUGUUUAGAUUAUUCAGUUUAAAGGCCAUAUCAUGUUCUUUGUCUUGAAGUUGAAUUUGUCAAAGGAACAAAGCUGUUUUUGUGUCGCACGACUUGACCCAGAACUGGUUCCAUGUAUGUUGGGUAGCUAUUUAUUUGAUGUCGUUGGCAGUAGCUUCAAUGAACAACCUCAAAGUUAUGAUUUUUUUGGCCAAGAGAAUUAUGUUCACACCUCUAUACAGCCUACGAUAUUAUCCACGAGCUAUUUGUUGAACAUAGUUCAAUGAAUUUUUAGUUUAGCUGAACUCAAUAACUAAUAAAGAGACUGAUUUGUAUACCGAGACACCCUUUUGAAACAUAUAGAUUCCAAAUAACAGCAUAAUGUUUCCUUACUGUAUGUGUAAAUAGUUCUUUUUGAAUUAUUUUACAGCAUGUAUAUUUUUAUUUGUAUUAGCUUUGUAAGAAAAGGAAUAACCCGUGUCAAUACUAUUAAACCUGAUGUUUUAUAAAACCAUGUGCUUUGAAUUGUCAAAAUCAGACAGUUUGUUUGUCCUCAUGACCCUUCUACAAAGGUCAUUAAACUAAAUCAUGGUCGCACUAUGACACCAGUUUCUGAUUGGUCACCCUUGUUGAGUGAGUCACUUUUUUUUUUUUCUUGCCCACACAUAAUGUGAACAUUGUUUGUAUGGCUAGAUGUGUGUAAGUUUUGUACUAUCAUGCUCACUUCUUCAAACACUUAACUUGUUUAGAAGGUAAGUGUUGAUGAGAUUAAACACUCA